Messenger RNA from Leopardus geoffroyi (Geoffroy's cat), 1597 nucleotides. It is a transcript of the gene RPA2, whose product is annotated as replication protein A2. Gene Ontology annotation, cellular component: chromosome, telomeric region; site of double-strand break; nucleus. Gene Ontology annotation, molecular function: DNA binding. The transcript has 10 exons. Gene Ontology annotation, biological process: double-strand break repair via homologous recombination; DNA replication; nucleotide-excision repair. Lineage: Eukaryota; Metazoa; Chordata; Mammalia; Carnivora; Felidae. The record is from RefSeq and is a predicted model, not a curated record. The coding region runs from base 308 to 1120 and encodes 270 amino acids.
CUUGCGCAGCGUGUUUUGCCCGUAGGAAAAAUGGCCGCAGAGCCUUCGGGCCCCCAGUGGCAGCGCAGGGCGCGUUUUCUUAAGCAGGGCCUGGGAAGACAGGAAAAAGUGUAGAGUUCGUGAGUAUUGAUUGGCUGAAGCACGAAGCGUUCUGGACGCUGAUUGGCUCCGUCCUUCGCGGGAAGGAGUUUGUGGCACCCGCGGGAAGUAGGUGUAGCACUGCGGGCGAAAGGGGGUUCUGAGGAUCCCGGCCGACCCACCAGACUGGAGUCUUCUGGGCCUCUCUCCUGAGGGGAUCGUGACCAAGAUGUGGUUUGGCGGAUCUGAAAGCUAUGGCACUUCCUUUGGCGGAGUCGGCGGCGGCUACACACAGUCCCCGGGGGGCUUCGGAAUGCCGACACCUUCCCAGGCUGAAAAGAAAUCAAGAGCCCGAGCCCAGCACAUUGUACCCUGUACCAUAUCUCAGCUGCUUUCUGCCACCCUGGUCGAUGAAGUGUUCAGAAUUGGGAAGGUUGAGAUUUCACAGGUCACUAUUGUGGGUAUCAUCAGACAUGCAGAGAAGGCUCCAACCAACAUUGUUUACAAAGUAGAUGACAUGACAGCUGCACCCAUGGAUGUUCGCCAGUGGGUUGACACAGAUGAUGCCAGCAGUGAAAACACUGUGGUUCCUCCAGAAACGUAUGUAAAAGUGGCUGGCCAUCUGAGAUCUUUUCAGAACAAAAAAAGCCUGGUAGCCUUUAAGAUCAUGCCUCUGGAGGACAUGAAUGAAUUCACCACACAUAUUCUGGAAGUAGUCAACGCACACAUGAUCCUGAGCAAAGCUAACAGCCAGCCCUUAGCAGGGAGAGCAACUAUCAGCAAUCCAGGAAUGGGUGAAGCAGGGAACUUUGGUGGGAAUAGCGCCAUACCAGCAAAUGGCCUCACUGUGGCCCAAAACCAGGUGCUGAGUUUGAUUAAGGCUUGUCCAAGACCAGAAGGAUUAAACUUUCAGGAUCUCAAGAACCAGCUCCAGCACAUGUCUGUAGCCUCAAUAAAGCAAGCUGUAGAUUUUCUUAGCAACGAGGGACACAUCUAUUCCACUGUGGACGACGAUCAUUUUAAAUCCACAGAUGCAGAGUAACUGGGUCUAAUUGAGUACCCGAGCUCCAUUUUGGGCAACUGACAGAAUGUAAACCUGGGUGGACUUUCUUAAAGAAGUUACAAGCUUGUAAACAAGCCGCUUACAACAUCAGCACAAAUGGAAGUGGAAGAGAGAUGCUACCAAGAGAGUUGGGCAGCAUUAGUCAAGUUAUACCCGGGAGUUUCCACUCCUAACAUGUUUCCUGUUGGAAGAAGAUGAGCAGGACCCAGGGCCUUCAGCGGGGAGCGAGCCAAGAAACCCCCUAAUCUCUGCCUGCUUUUGUUCCCCCCCUUUGGUUAUAGGGUGUUAUUUUUCAGAAUUGCACUCUCCUUCACCUCGUCAUGGCUGCUGCCGAAAGUGUGUUGUUACGGUCUAGAGUGGUGGCCUCAUGAGGGCAGGAGAGAGCAAGAGAUGUCACUUCGAUUUCAUACAAAAUAAGUGCCCCCAUAUGUCUAAUAAAAUAGUUCUAUUGCAGAA